CACGAAGUCCUCCUCAUCUUGCAUGGCGUUAUUCCCAUAAUGUCUAUCCGGCCACCUCCUUUUUGAGCAGGCCCUCUUCUCGACAAAAACAAAGCAGCAUGGCGAUGCAUGGGCACAGCUCAGCACAGCACACCACACAGCAUAUCACAUUUCUCUCCACACACACACGGACGGCUACCUCCGCGAGCAUGGUUGGCGUUGCACGAUACCACGAAGGGCUUCCUUUUUUUCCCCGUCUAGGCUUUUUCGGGCUUUUCUGGCAGACAGACGUCGCUUGUUUCCUUUCUUUUCAGGUUUUGGUUUUUUUUUUUUUGGUUGGUUUCCUUUUAUUAGCAAAACUCAACGCGAGCUUUGGGUCAGAGGCCGGGGGCGCCCGCGGAAUUCAUCAUACCUUGGUACCCUACCGUAGCCAGGCACGAAACGAACGAAUCCCCUUUUUUGUUUCAAACUUGGUACUUUCUAUAUCGUGGGGCGUGAUCUUGUGUGUGUGUGAUGUGUGAUAGAAUUGUGGAUGGGUGCUGUGCUCUCUCUUAUCUCUUAACCUUGGGGGAGGGUAUGGAAUAAGGGGUUGGAGGGUCAGUCAGUUGGAUGACAGGGACUGGGGUACGGACGGUAUGUGGCAUUAUCUUCAGCGGGAGCAACACUAGCGCGGCGUUCUUCUAUUUUUUCCUUCUCCUUUCCCCCCCUGGUCUUGUUUUGUUUAUUUUCUAUGAUGUUGUUUUUUUUACUCUUGUGAUAUGACGUACAU
Messenger RNA from Chaetomium fimeti, 748 nucleotides. RefSeq lists its product as uncharacterized. The transcript has a single exon. NCBI's taxonomy places the organism in Eukaryota, Fungi, Ascomycota, Sordariomycetes, Sordariales, Chaetomiaceae. The record is from RefSeq and is a predicted model, not a curated record. The coding region runs from base 99 to 500 and encodes 133 amino acids.